AUGGCAGCUAAAGCCAAUACUAUUUCUUUGUUAUACAUAUUCUUGUACUCGUUUUUAAUUGUUCAAACAUUUUCUUUGAAUUUAUCUUCUAAGUUUGUGAACGAUUUCUUAGGUUCUAAGAAAGGUGACGAAGUAACGGGGCUAGGUCAAAUCAAACAAUUCCUUAUCAAGUACGGUUAUCUCAACCCUUCCAUUAAUGUCGACGAAUCCGAAGUUCUAGACCAUCCCAUGGAAGAAGCCAUCAAGAAAUUUCAGCUCUUCUACAAUCUCGACGUUUCGGGUGAGUUAGACGAGAAGACAUUGUCAUUGAUGUCGAAGCCUCGAUGUGGUUGCCCUGAUUUGGUCAAUGGUACUAUGGUCAAGCAUGGGAUGAAGAUGGUUCUAGACCAAUCAAAGGGUUCUUACUACGUGACCGAUACAAAGUGGUCAAAGCUUAACCUAUCUUGGGCCAUCAAACCAAGAACUCGAGGGGACGCUUAUAAACCUAUUUAUUGGGCAAUUAGGAGAUGGGCGUUAGUCACUAAAUUCAAUUUUACCAAUAUCAAUGACUUUACAAAAUCCGACUUGAAAAUUGGUUUCUAUAAACGAUCGCAUGGGGAUAGUGGCCCUUUUGAUGGUCCCGGAGGGAUUUUAGCUCACGCAGGGAUGCCACCUGAUGGCGGGGUCCAUUUCGAUGCAGACGAGAACUGGGUGAUUGGGGCACAUCCUACGGGAGUUGACAUAGAGAGUGUCGCAGUACAUGAGUUAGGGCAUUCUCUUGGACUUGGACAUAGCACUGUUAAAGAAGCCGUCAUGUGGCCAUAUAUUGGACAUGGCGAAGUCAAACACAACUUGAAUGUUGACGACAUUGCCGGAAUCAAGGCCUUGCUGAGAAUUGCUCUGCUCCAUCGAGUCCUUCCUCUGGCCGAUGUAGCAAGGACAGUAUCGGCGAUUUUCUUGAAACUUCGACCUCGCUUGACGGAGGUCGUUGGAGAAGGCGGAUUCGUCCGAUAG
Impatiens glandulifera is the source of this 993-nucleotide messenger RNA. RefSeq names its product metalloendoproteinase 5-MMP-like. Gene Ontology annotation, molecular function: zinc ion binding; metalloendopeptidase activity. Gene Ontology annotation, biological process: extracellular matrix organization; collagen catabolic process; proteolysis. The transcript has 2 exons. The record is from RefSeq and is a predicted model, not a curated record. Bases 1 to 993 code for a protein of 330 amino acids. Gene Ontology annotation, cellular component: extracellular matrix. NCBI's taxonomy places the organism in Eukaryota, Viridiplantae, Streptophyta, Magnoliopsida, Ericales, Balsaminaceae.